AUGGCGGCGCGGCGGCUGUGGGCGCUUCUGGCUGCGCUGCGGGCGGGGUGGUGCCUGCUGCCGCAGGUCGGCUACCUGCAUCCCGACGAGUUCUUCCAGUCGCCCGAGGUCAUGGCAGGAGACGUUUUAAACCUGCGGGUCUAUUAUCCCUGGGAAUUCCUUUCCAGCUCUCCCUGCAGAACAGCUGUUUUCCCAUUGCUGACCUCUGGAGUUGCCUACUGGGUGCUGAGGGCGUUGCAGCAGCUGGAUGUGUGCUCGCGUUGUGUCAGCAGCUAUACUCUCCUCGUGUCUCCUCGCCUUCUCCUUACGGUCUUUUCUUUUGUACUCGACUACAGUGUGCACCGAUUGGCUCCUGCCUGGGGAGCGGAUCCGUGGGAAGCACUGCUCCUCCUUGCAGGAUCCUACGUCACUUUGGUGUUUUAUACCAGAACGUUCACCAACACACUUGAAGGAUUUCUCUUUGCACUUCUGCUGGUCUUAGUUUCCUCCAAAAAAUCUGAUAGCGGCAUCACAAAGCCUACACGCAGCCCUCUUAUAGGUGUUGUAAUAGCUGCAGGGUUUUUCAACAGGCCGACUUUUCUGGCAUUUGCACUAAUGCCCCUGAUCUACUGGGCAGGCUUAAAUGCUGACUCUCAAAAGAGCAUUAAAACUCUCAUAAACCCCUUUUUAAAACUUAUCACCUGUGCAUGUUUUACUGCCGUUGUUUUCAUAACAGCCGACACCAUGUACUUUACCUCAGCGGGCUUGGACAGCCUUUUCAGCUUUACAAACAGCAGCCUGUUCGAUGUCAUAGCUCUGUUAAAUCACAGAGUGGUGGUGACCCCUUUCAACUUUCUCUGCUAUAAUCUUGAUUCUCGUAACCUUGCACAGCAUGGAAAUCACCCACGAGUUACGCAUUUUAUAGUUAAUGGAGUAAUGCUCUUUGGGAUCUUACACCUUCUGGCCAUCACUGCUGGGUUUAAAAUGCUAAAGAAAUACAUCCAUCAGUUAAUGCGGGUCAGAUUGUAUUACCGUGGGCCACCCAGGUUAUCAGUGCAUUCCAAGGGCCAGCCAACGCUGCUGCUGUUUUAUUUUGUUCCUUUGGCACUUCUUUCCCUGUUCAGCCACCAAGAGCCUCGAUUUCUCAUCCCUCUCAUUUUGCCAUUAGUCCUGUUCAGCGCAUCACAGAAUAGAGCUGUGAAGUGGAAACCCAUCAUUAUCAUUUUUAAUGUUCUCGGGGCUUUCCUGUUUGGAUGCCUGCACCAGGGGGGACUGAUACCAUGUUUUUUUCACUUGGAGCACGUCUUGCAUUCUUCAGACUCCUCAAACCAUCCAAGACACUAUACUCUGCUCUUUGCUCACACCUACAUGCCUCCUAGGUCCCUGCUAAAUAUCAAGAAGAAAGACACACAUGUAGAAGUGAUUGAUAUGGCUGGGUCUGAAGAGGAAACCCUCUGCCGAAUGGUAGAACAGCACGCAAACAAUUGUACCUGCAGUGACUGUCACUUUUUGGUUAUAAUCCCUGGUACAGUCAGAGCCACAAUUACCAGAUGUGGUGUCUCGCUCAAGAAUGAGACUUUGAUAUUUCCACACUUAUCAAUGGAAGAUCCACCACAAAUAUCCUUCCUAUUCAGUGAAAACUGGAGAAGUCAGUUAGGACUAUACAUCCUUCAGCUAGGCAGAGCUCAGCAGAGACUUUAGAUCUCAGAACGUUUUAGGUUUUCACUUGUGCCCAAAUGUGCUGUCAGACCUUCCUCUUCAAAGUCCUGUGCUCAGCACAGGCAGUGCUGUUGUGAGCUCAAUUUUCACCCUUUCUUCAUGCUCAGCAUAGCCAUCUCUACCAAGAUUUGAAUCAUUCAGUCCCUGUGGUGUUUCUGAGGAACAUGCCUCAUUUUCCUGAUGAGAGAGGAUGAACCCAGAGACCACAGAAACUGAUUUGAGCUUUCUUCUUUUCGUAUGAGAUACACAUUAGAAGUUCUUAUAAUCUCAGAUAGAAGGUUUGCAGGCUGUGCUGAAAAUGGGCAUUUAGUUCAUCUGCUGGAGAGAGGUUACUAGACUAGGAGGACUUAAUCUGAUUCAGUAUGGUUUUAUCUUCAUGCACUUGAAAUUUCAGACCCUCCUCUCUGUCCCUAUACAGGAUAUGGACACCGGUGUUAGGAUAUUGUUUGAAGUAUUUUUGUCCUGAAAAAUCCCCAGUAUUGAUGUAACAGAAGCAGAUUUACAACAUGGAGGAUGCUUCAGCACAGGCAUUUAUGCUAAAUCCUAUAAUUUUGCCUUCCCAUAAAGCAUUUUGGAUGGUAAGUCUCCCCUGUGUGCUCACCAUGAACCCCUCCAUCUCUCAUUGCUGAUACCUGCAUACUGAGGAUGUGUGCUUUUUGGUGGGGUAGCAGCAGAGCAGCUGUACCAAUGGCUCACCCAGUGGCAGAAGGAAUUACAAAAACAUCACGAAUGUAUACUCUAAGUCAAUUCCUUUUUUGCUCUUUUAAGUUGGGACAACAGUAUUGUGCCAAAAUUUGUAUUCUGUGUCCUGCUUACUGUUUUCAGCUAUAAAGUUUCAUUACUGUUUUGAAACUUAUGAUCUUAUAAACUUAUGGUAACUGUUGAACUUAUAAUCCCUGUACAAAUGGGGUAGAUCUUGAAACUCUUCCUGGUUGUAACAAAGCACCAGUUUCACAGCAUGAUGAAUUUGUACCACUCACAGGUCACCUGGAGUGGAGCCAGGCAGAGACCCCAGACUACAAAUACUCAGACUGAAAAUGCACUGCUUCUGUCUCAUCAGAUGGACUUUUAUUGAGUACAUCAUAGAUUCAGUUUUUCCAGUUUAAUUUUACCAGCAGCACUGGAAGCAACGUGUCUUGCCCAAGGAGGUUGUGGAUGCCCCAUCCCUGGAUGCAUUCAAGGCCAGGCAGGAUGUGGCUCUGAGCAGCCUG
Messenger RNA from Phasianus colchicus (ring-necked pheasant), 2909 nucleotides. It is a transcript of the gene PIGZ, whose product is annotated as phosphatidylinositol glycan anchor biosynthesis class Z (Gwada blood group). Gene Ontology annotation, molecular function: alpha-1,2-mannosyltransferase activity. The record is from RefSeq and is a predicted model, not a curated record. Gene Ontology annotation, cellular component: endoplasmic reticulum membrane. NCBI's taxonomy places the organism in Eukaryota, Metazoa, Chordata, Aves, Galliformes, Phasianidae. Gene Ontology annotation, biological process: GPI anchor biosynthetic process.